This is a messenger RNA of Bombina bombina (fire-bellied toad), 521 nucleotides long. It is a transcript of the gene FAU, whose product is annotated as FAU ubiquitin like and ribosomal protein S30 fusion. Bases 80 to 481 code for a protein of 133 amino acids. Gene Ontology annotation, cellular component: cytosolic small ribosomal subunit; ribosome. Gene Ontology annotation, molecular function: protein binding; structural constituent of ribosome. NCBI's taxonomy places the organism in Eukaryota, Metazoa, Chordata, Amphibia, Anura, Bombinatoridae. The transcript has 5 exons. Gene Ontology annotation, biological process: translation. The record is from RefSeq and is a predicted model, not a curated record.
ACGUACCCUUUUAAAGUGCGUGCGCGUGCCUUCAGUCUUUCCUUUCCUCCAUUUUGUGAGACGCGGAGUGGCCGGAACAAUGCAGCUGUUUGUGAGAGCUCAGAGUUUGCACACUCUAGAAGUGUCUGGUCAGGAGACUGUGUCCCAGAUCAAGGCUCACAUCUCCUCUCUUGAGGGAAUCCCCUCUGAGGACCAGAUUCUUCUCCUUGCUGGAUCUCCUCUUUCAGAUGAAGCCACCUUACUCCAGAGUGGGGUGUGUGAUCUCAGCACCUUGGAUGUAGCUGCACGACUUCUCGGAGGUAAAGUCCACGGUUCUCUAGCCCGUGCCGGUAAAGUGCGAGGCCAGACACCAAAGGUGGCCAAACAGGAGAAGAAAAAGAAGAAAACUGGCCGGGCAAAGAGACGUAUGCAAUACAACAGGCGUUUUGUGAAUGUUGUACCCACCUUUGGCAAGAAGAAGGGACCCAAUGCAAACUCAUAAUGUGGCCCAGCAAGUGCUAAUAAACAGAUGUAAAGCUUAA